Molecule: messenger RNA, 794 nt
Organism: Stylophora pistillata
Lineage: Eukaryota; Metazoa; Cnidaria; Anthozoa; Scleractinia; Pocilloporidae
Product: eukaryotic translation initiation factor 4E-binding protein 1
Biological process (GO): negative regulation of translational initiation
Cellular component (GO): cytoplasm
Molecular function (GO): eukaryotic initiation factor 4E binding
Source: RefSeq, a predicted model, not a curated record
AGAACAUCUCGUGACUCGCUGGAAGGUUUGAAAAGGACAAGCAAAGUCAUUUGCGGGAGAGUGCAUUAGAACGAAGGGAAUUUAGACAAAUUGAGGCCAAACCAUCACACAAUGGAAGCAUCAAAAACUGAAGUUUUGUCCUCGGAAUCAAGAGCAAUUCCUUCCAGACGAAUUGUUGUCAACGACCCAGGUCAGCUACCGAUGGAUUAUUCCACUACUCCUGGAGGAACGAUAUUUUCCACGACUCCCGGCGGGACACGCAUAAUAUAUGAGCGCAAGUUUCUACUGGAAUUGCGCAAUUCUCCAUUGUCACGCACACCUCCACAGAAUCUGCCAAUGAUACCAGGUGUAACUUGUGAUGCAAAGUUGAAGCCAGGGGUUCGCAAAGACAAUGGCAUCCAUGGCUCUGAAACAGAGUGUGACAAGAAUGACAAUGGAGAGGUACCCACCCAGUUUGAGAUGGACAUCUAAUAGUUAGCUGCGAUGAUUAUUUCAGGAGCCGUUGUCUGAUAGAUUAUACAGUUGCACAUUGUCAAAGAUCAAGUGUUGUCAUUGAGUGGGUGUAAAUAUUGUGAUGUGGAGUGUGGAGCAAAUGAAUGGUGUUGAUAAGAAAAUCAGUUGUAAUGAGCAAUUUGAAUUGGUUAUUUCUUGUCAACCAUGAAAAACAAACAAAAAAACACAAAAUGUUUAAAAAGAAGAAUGACUUUUGUCAUUUGAUAUUGUACAUAAAAAUUUGCUUUCUCUUGACUCUGUCAGAGCAAAUGUCCAAAUAAAGUGCUUGGACCCAAAACUAA